AUGGACCGAAGGCGGCGAUGGAAUUCUAGAAAACGAGCCCUGACGUUUGGUCUCAUUGUGAUCAUUGUCAUUGUUGUAUGCGGAACGAGUCUCGUGGGAGCCGACCAGGUCAGCAAUUUUGCACAACUCGAGACAAAUGUUCGUCUCCCAAAUUUAAAUCAAACGACUAGAGACUUGAGGGCCAGUGCUAGCUCCAUAGCGAACGCUAAUUUAGAUGAUACAGACAAAGACGGUAAUUUAGAUACUGCAGAUGCCAAGAUAGAUGAUGCAGGCGACGACGCUAGCUCAAAAUCAACUAUGAAAAAGACGUCCGAGUCGACAAAUGAGCCGACGACGGUAGAUGAUGGAAAUAGUAACACUGCUGACACUAAAACGACAGCAAUCAUGACACCAGAAACAACACCUUUGGCGUCUUCUCAUGCGAGUAAUAGCGCGUCAGAUUUAAGCACCACAACACAAACACCCCAGCCACCAAACACGCCCGAGGCGGUUACGAUACCGAAUUCUGGCUCAACUACAGAAGCCCCAACGUCUCCAACAAAUGCGCCUUUGCCGAUUGAUUUGACAAAACAGAUACCAUCGAUAAAGACUCCUACGACAUCCGUUUCUCUGGAAAGUGAAGGUAGCACUGGUUCGAACAAAGAACCUAGCACGGAUACACCGGCGGAGGCGCCUACGACGUCGGAUGAUGGUAGUGAAUCUAGUAAGGCAGGUUCGCCGCCAGAGACUCCUACGAAGCCGGAUGAUGGUAGUGAAUCUAAUAAGGCAGGUUCGCCGCCAGAGACUCCUACGACGCCGGAUGCUGACUCGGCUACAGAUGCGUUAACGAAGACCAAACCUCCAACGAAUGCGCUUUUGCCGAUUGAUUUGACAAAACGGCUACCAUCGAUCGAGACUCCUACGACAUCCGUUUCUUUGGACAGUGAAGAUAGCACUGGUUCGAACAAAGAACCUAGCACGGAUACACUGGCGGAGGCGCCUACGACGUCGGAUGAUGGUAGUGAAUCUAGUAAGGCAGGUUCGCCGCCAGAGACUCCUACGAAGCCGGAUGAUGGUAGUGAAUCUAAUAAGGCAGGUUCGCCGCCAGAGACUCCUACGACGCCGGAUGCUGACUCGGCUACAGAUGCGUCAACGAAGACCAAAUCUGCAACGAAUGCGCUUUUGCCGAUUGAUUUGACAAAACGGCUACCAUCGAUCGAGACUCCUACGACAUCCGUUUCUUUGAAAAGUGAAGAUAGCACUGGUUCGAACAAAGAACCUAGCACGGAUACACCGGCGGAGGCUCCUACGACGUCGGAUGAUGGUAGUGAAUCUAGUAAGGCAGGUUCGCCGCCAGAGACUCCUACGAAGCCGGAUGAUGGUAGUGAAUCUAAUAAGGCAGGUUCGCCGCCAGAGACUCCUACGACGCCGGAUGCUGACUCGGCUACAGAUGCGUCAACGAAGACCAAACCUCCAACGAAUGCGCUUUUGCCGAUUGAUUUGACAAAAAAAUUACCAUCAAUCGAGACUCCUACGACAUCCGUUUCUUUGGACAGUGAAGGUAGCACUGGUUCGAACAAAAAACCUAGUACGGAUACACCGGCGGAGGCUCCUACGACGUCGGAUAAUGAUAGUGAAUCGAAUAAGGCAGGUUCGCCGCCAGAGACUCCUACGACGCCGGAUGCUGACUCGGCUACAGAUGCGUCAACGAAGACCAAAUCUGCAACGAAUGCGCUUUUGCCGAUUGAUUUGACAAAAAAAUUACCAUCGAUCGAGACUCCUACGACAUCCGUUUCUUUGGAAAGUGAAGAUAGCACUGGUUCGAACGAAAAACCUAGUACGGAUACACCGGCGGAGGCGCCUACGACGUCUGAUGAUGGUAGUGAAUCUAAUAAGGCAGGUUCGCCGCCAGAGACUCCUACGACGCCGGAUGCUGACUCGGCUACAGAUGCGUCAACGAAGACCAAAUCUGCAACGAAUGCGCUUUUGCCGAUUGAUUUGACAAAAAAAUUACCAUCGAUCGAGACUCCUACGACAUCCGUUUCUUUGGAAAGUGAAGGUAGCACUGGUUCGAACAAAGAACCUAGCACGGAUACACCGGCGGAGGCGCCUACGACGUCGGAUGAUGGUAGUGAAUCUAGUAAGGCAGGUUCGCCGCCAGAGACUCCUACGAAGCCGGAUGAUGGUAGUGAAUCUAAUAAGGCAGGUUCGCCGCCAGAGACUCCUACGACGCCGGAUGCUGACUCGGCUACAGAUGCGUCAACGAAGACCAAAUCUGCAACGAAUGCGCUUUUGCCGAUUGAUUUGACAAAAAAAUUACCAUCGAUCGAGACUCCUACGACAUCCGUUUCUUUGGACAGUGAAGAUAGCACUGGUUCGAACAAAGAACCUAGCACGGAUACACCGGCGGAGGCGCCUACGACGUCGGAUGAUGGUAGUGAAUCUAGUAAGGCAGGUUCGCCGCCAGAGACUCCUACGACGCCGGAUGCUGACUCGGCUACAGAUGCGUCAACGAAGACCAAACCUGCAACGAAUGCGCUUUUGCCGAUUGAUUUGACAAAACGGCUACCAUCAAUCGAGACUCCUACGACAUCCGUUUCUUUGGACAGUGAAGAUAGCACUGGUUCGAACAAAGAACCUAGCACGGAUACACUGGCGGAGGCGCCUACGACGUCGGAUGAUGGUAGUGAAUCUAGUAAGGCAGGUUCGCCGCCAGAGACUCCUACGAAGCCGGAUGAUGGUAGUGAAUCUAAUAAGGCAGGUUCGCCGCCAGAGACUCCUACGACGCCGGAUGCUGACUCGGCUACAGAUGCGUUAACGAAGACCAAACCUCCAACGAAUGCGCUUUUGCCGAUUGAUUUGACAAAAAAAUUACCAUCGAUCGAGACUCCUACGACAUCCGUUUCUUUGGACAGUGAAGGUAGCACUGGUUCGAACAAAGAACCUAGCACGGAUACACUGGCGGAGGCGCCUACGACGUCGGAUGAUGGUAGUGAAUCUAGUAAGGCAGGUUCGCCGCCAGAGACUCCUACGACGCCGGAUGCUGACUCGGCUACAGAUGCGUCAACGAAGACCAAACCUGCAACGAAUGCGCUUUUGCCGAUUGAUUUGACAAAAAAAUUACCAUCGAUCGAGACUCCUACGACAUCCGUUUCUUUGGACAGUGAAGAUAGCACUGGUUCGAACAAAGAACCUAGCACGGAUACACCGGCGGAGGCUCCUACGACGUCGGAUGAUGGUAGUGAAUCUAGUAAGGCAGGUUCGCCGCCAGAGACUCCUACGAAGCCGGAUGAUGGUAGUGAAUCUAAUAAGGCAGGUUCGCCGCCAGAGACUCCUACGACGCCGGAUGCUGACUCGGCUACAGAUGCGUCAACGAAGACCAAACCUGCAACGAAUGCGCUUUUGCCGAUUGAUUUGACAAAAAAAUUACCAUCGAUCGAGACUCCUACGACAUCCGUUUCUUUGGACAGUGAAGGUAGCACUGGUUCGAACAAAGAACCUAGUACGGAUACACCGGCGGAGGCUCCUACGACGUCGGAUAAUGAUAGUGAAUCGAAUAAGGCAGGUUCGCCGCCAGAGACUCCUACGACGCCGGAUGCUGACUCGGCUACAGAUGCGUCAACGAAGACCAAAUCUGCAACGAAUGCGCUUUUGCCGAUUGAUUUGACAAAAAAAUUACCAUCGAUCGAGACUCCUACGACAUCCGUUUCUUUGGAAAGUGAAGAUAGCACUGGUUCGAACGAAAAACCUAGUACGGAUACACCGGCGGAGGCUCCUACGACGUCUGAUGAUGGUAGUGAAUCUAAUAAGGCAGGUUCGCCGCCAGAGACUCCUACGACGCCGGAUGCUGACUCGGCUACAGAUGCGUCAACGAAGACCAAAUCUGCAACGAAUGCGCUUUUGCCGAUUGAUUUGACAAAAAAAUUACCAUCGAUCGAGACUCCUACGACAUCCGUUUCUUUGGACAGUGAAGGUAGCACUGGUUCGAACAAAGAACCUAGCACGGAUACACCGGCGGAGGCGCCUACGACGUCGGAUGAUGGUAGUGAAUCUAGUAAGGCAGGUUCGCCGCCAGAGACUCCUACGAAGCCGGAUGAUGGUAGUGAAUCUAAUAAGGCAGGUUCGCCGCCAGAGACUCCUACGACGCCGGAUGCUGACUCGGCUACAGAUGCGUUAACGAAGACCAAACCUGCAACGAAUGCGCUUUUGCCGAUUGAUUUGACAAAAAAAUUACCAUCGAUCGAGACUCCUACGACAUCCGUUUCUUUGGACAGUGAAGAUAGCACUGGUUCGAACAAAGAACCUAGUACGGAUACACCGGCGGAGGCUCCUACGACGUCGGAUGAUGGUAGUGAAUCGAAUAAGGCAGGUUCGCCGCCAGAGACUCCUACGACGCCGGAUGCUGACUCGGCUACAGAUGCGUCAACGAAGACCAAACCUGCAACGAAUGCGCUUUUGCCGAUUGAUUUGACAAAACGGCUACCAUCGAUCGAGACUCCUACGACAUCCGUUUCUUUGGAAAGUGAAGAUAGCACUGGUUCAAACAAAGAACCUAGCACGGAUACACCGGCGGAGGCGCCUACGACGUCUGAUGAUGGUAGUGAAUCUAAUAAGGCAGGUUCGCCGCCAGAGACUCCUACGACGCCGGAUGCUGACUCGGCUACAGAUGCGUCAACGAAGACCAAACCUCCAACGAAUGCGCUUUUGCCGAUUGAUUUGACAAAAAAAUUACCAUCGAUCGAGACUCCUACGACAUCCGUUUCUCUGGAAAGUGAAGGUAGCACUGGUUCGAACAAAGAACCUAGCACGGAUACACCGGCGGAGGCUCCUACGACGUCGGAUGAUGGUAGUGAAUCGAAUAAGGCAGGUUCGCCGCCAGAGACUCCUACGACGCCGGAUGCUGACUCGGCUACAGAUGCGUCAACGAAGACCAAAUCUGCAACGAAUGCGCUUUUGCCGAUUGAUUUGACAAAACGGCUACCAUCGAUCGAGACUCCUACGACAUCCGUUUCUUUGGAAAGUGAAGAUAGCACUGGUUCGAACAAAGAACCUAGCACGGAUACACUGGCGGAGGCGCCUACGACGUCGGAUGAUGGUAGUGAAUCUAAUAAGGCAGGUUCGCCGCCAGAGACUCCUACGACGCCGGAUGCUGACUCGGCUACAGAUGCGUCAACGAAGACCAAACCUGCAACGAAUGCGCUUUUGCCGAUUGAUUUGACAAAAAAAUUACCAUCGAUCGAGACUCCUACGACAUCCGUUUCUUUGGAAAGUGAAGAUAGCACUGGUUCGAACGAAAAACCUAGCACGGAUACACUGGCGGAGGCGCCUACGACGUCGGAUGAUGGUAGUGAAUCUAAUAAGGCAGGUUCGCCGCCAGAGACUCCUACGACGCCGGAUGCUGACUCGGCUACAGAUGCGUCAACGAAGACCAAAUCUGCAACGAAUGCGCUUUUGCCGAUUGAUUUGACAAAAAAAUUACCAUCGAUCGAGACUCCUACGACAUCCGUUUCUUUGGACAGUGAAGAUAGCACUGGUUCGAACAAAGAACCUAGUACGGAUACACCGGCGGAGGCUCCUACGACGUCGGAUGAUGGUAGUGAAUCUAAUAAGGCAGGUUCGCCGCCAGAGACUCCUACGACGCCGGAUGCUGACUCGGCUACAGAUGCGUCAACGAAGACCAAACCUGCAACGAAUGCGCUUUUGCCGAUUGAUUUGACAAAAAAAUUACCAUCGAUCGAGACUCCUACGACAUCCGUUUCUUUGGACAGUGAAGAUAGCACUGGUUCGAACAAAGAACCUAGCACGGAUACACCGGCGGAGGCGCCUACGACGUCGGAUGAUGGUAGUGAAUCUAGUAAGGCAGGUUCGCCGCCAGAGACUCCUACGAAGCCGGAUGAUGGUAGUGAAUCUAAUAAGGCAGGUUCGCCGCCAGAGACUCCUACGAAGCCGGAUGAUGGUAGUGAAUCUAGUAAGGCAGGUUCGCCGCCAGAGACUCCUACGACGCCGGAUGCUGACUCGGCUACAGAUGCGUCAACGAAGACCAAACCUGCAACGAAUGCGCUUUUGCCGAUUGAUUUGACAAAAAAAUUACCAUCAAUCGAGACUCCUACGACAUCCGUUUCUUUGGAAAGUGAAGGUAGCACUGGUUCGAACAAAGAACCUAGCACGGAUACACUGGCGGAGGCGCCUACGACGUCGGAUGAUGGUAGUGAAUCUAGUAAGGCAGGUACGCCGCCAGAGACUCCUACGAAGCCGGAUGAUGGUAGUGAAUCUAAUAAGGCAGGUUCGCCGCCAGAGACUCCUACGACGCCGGAUGCUGACUCGGCUACAGAUGCGUCAACGAAGACCAAAUCUGCAACGAAUGCGCUUUUGCCGAUUGAUUUGACAAAAAAAUUACCAUCGAUCGAGACUCCUACGACAUCCGUUUCUUUGGACAGUGAAGAUAGCACUGGUUCGAACAAAGAACCUAGCACGGAUACACUGGCGGAGGCGCCUACGACGUCGGAUGAUGGUAGUGAAUCUAGUAAGGCAGGUACGCCGCCAGAGACUCCUACGAAGCCGGAUGAUGGUAGUGAAUCUAAUAAGGCAGGUUCGCCGCCAGAGACUCCUACGACGCCGGAUGCUGACUCGGCUACAGAUGCGUCAACGAAGACCAAACCUCCAACGAAUGCGCUUUUGCCGAUUGAUUUGACAAAAAAAUUACCAUCGAUCGAGACUCCUACGACAUCCGUUUCUUUGGAAAGUGAAGAUAGCACUGGUUCGAACAAAGAACCUAGUACGGAUACACCGGCGGAGGCGCCUACGACGUCGGAUGAUGGUAGUGAAUCUAAUAAGGCAGGUUCGCCGCCAGAGACUCCUACGACGCCGGAUGCUGACUCGGCUACAGAUGCGUCAACGAAGACCAAAUCUGCAACGAAUGCGCUUUUGCCGAUUGAUUUGACAAAAAAAUUACCAUCGAUCGAGACUCCUACGACAUCCGUUUCUUUGGACAGUGAAGAUAGCACUGGUUCGAACAAAGAACCUAGCACGGAUACACCGGCGGAGGCGCCUACGACGUCGGAUGAUGGUAGUGAAUCUAGUAAGGCAGGUACGCCGCCAGAGACUCCUUCGUCGGCGGAUGCUGGUAGCGAAGCUAGCGUUACGACGGAAUCCUCUUUUUUAUUACGGACGUCCGGUUCAUCUGAUGAAACGCCAGCGCAUACCCCUACGCUUCCACUGACACAAUGGAGCCCCCCUCCGGUGCUUAGGGCCCCUGCGAGAGUUCCAAAGUCACACUCUGAACUUUCCGUGUCGGAUAGCUCUUCAUCACAGACAGGGUCUUUCAAUCCUCCACACUCGCUGCAAUUGUCUAAAACUCCAGAGUCAUCCCCAGAUUCUCCAGAGGAUGUUAUGGGUAUUCCUGCACCAGUGACAAGUGACCCACGAACGAGCACUAGACCGACGCCAACUACUGCUUCGUCGACUCCAACUCCAAAUAAACCAAGCCCAAGUGUAUCAUCUUCGAGCACAAGUGGUGCGAGCUCGUCUGAUUCGCCGGACUCGCCCGAGCCGAGUACCGAUACCGCUCCAGCAGCGGCUUCGCGCAAGCCAACGGCAUUAGACGACAAUACUCCGAGUCCUGCACCGGUGAAAAGAGCUCCUGCGUUGAAGGUAGACUCGGCCAAAACUCAUGAUGACGGCAAUGAUGUUUCGCAAACGGAACAAACGUCACUGGAAAUGUCCCCGUCUGAGUUGAAUAAGCCUAGUCCGGCACCAGUUACUAGGUCGCCUCCGUCGAAGGCGAUUAUGAUGCCUCCGUCGAAGGCGAUUUCAAUGCCUCCGUCGAAAGCGAUUUCAAUGCCUCCGUCGAAAGCGAUUUCAAUGCCUCCGUCGAAAGCGAUUUCGAUGCCUCCGUCAAAGGCGAUUUCAAUGCCUCCGUCUUUAGGGUCGUCUGACUCAAUGGGGACGGUGAUGCCUGCUGAUAUAUCUGACAUCACUGACUCGGCAGCAGAGAAAGUAGAGAAAGUAAAGGAAGUAGAGGAAGCAGAGGCAAUCACGAAGCAAAUUGAUUCAGGCGGCCGCAAUGAAGCAGACGAGAACAUGAUCAAGGACAACGACAUGAUUUUGCUGGGUGACACGGGCUCUAUGAUCACAUAUUUGGAUGGAAACAAAGUUACAACAUUUGAGAAGUACAACCGUGGUGUCGACGAUCUGCAGACCAUUAGAGAUGAAGACGACUCAUACAACAACAUCAUUGUUGGUGGCGGUAACCGGUCGAAUCUACCACCCGGUGCUUCGAUCUCACUGUCUUCCGCGUCACAAAAGAUGCAGAACACGCUGCUCUAUACUAGCUACACCCUUGGAGCUGUAUCCACAGUGCUGCUGAUGUUCUUUCACCUGCUGGCUCUUCAUCGCCCACCAUGGCUGGGUGGAAGCGGUGACCAGGGUGGAGGUAACGGUCGUACCAGCAUGGGUUGGCUCACUCCUAAUGUGUGGGAACUUAUUGUAGUGGUUGGGUACAUUCAACACAUUAGCUCCAUUUCGAUGCUGGAGCUGACGAAAGCGCCACAGAUCGUGUUGGAUUUCACAGAUUCGUUCUCGUUUGCAAACCUUCACCUCUCGUCGGUGACAACUACUGCCGUUUCUAAAGGCUCACGCAGAUUGCAGCUGGUCAUCUUGACAGGUAUUGUCGCCUUCUCUGACCGCAUCGGCGUCGACGAGAAUGAAGUACUCUUGACCAUGUUUUGGUUCUUGCUGGUAGCUAUAGCCAUCUUGGGUGUGCUCUUCGCUUCAGCUGCUGGAUUCACAUUUUACCGCCAACAUUUGUCGGCAAGCACUUGGUCAGCGUUCUCAGCAGCUUUGCGCAGCAGCUUUGCCAUGUGUGUAGUGGGCCUGGGUGUGGCAGCAUGGGUUCUCAGCGUUUUUCCACUUGUGGUCAUGUCUUCGUACGAAUUGGUCAUGCAGUUACGCUACCGAGUUGGAAUUGGUCUUGCUGUGGCAUUGUUCUCUUUGUGGGCCGUCGUGGCGGGCGGACUAAGUUAUGCGUUCGUGAGCGUACGAGCCAUCCCGUUGAAAGAUGCGUUCCGUUUUAAGCAUUUUGCAGUGUGGGGUUCACUUUACGGAGAUAGUAAGAUGGUCUUCCGCUACUUCUUCGUGGUAACAGUGAGUUUCCAGAUUCUCCUCGGCGUAAUUACUGGCGCUGUGUCGGGCAUGCCAGCCCAACUCGUGGCGUUAAUGGUGACGCACCUGCUAUUCGUAGUCAUUGCGCUUAUCAUCCGCCCGUUUGCGGAUCGCUGGGUGCUAAGUGUCGUUGUGAGUCUUCGUGUCAUUGCGAUUGCAAACUUGCUUUGCAGUUUCGCGUUCCUUACGUCAAGUUCACUAAGUCUUCACUGGCGUGGUAUUGUGGCGCAGAGCUUCGUGGUCUUCAACGCGAUUACGCUCAUUUUGUUCUUUGCGCGUUACAUUGCCAUGUUUGUGUUGGCGUUGAAGCGCUGGUCGAGCUUUACUAGUCGUGAGAGUGUCGAGCGAUACGAGAUGACACAGCGGCUCGCACGUUCCUACAAUGACCGAACGCCGAUCUUCGUGACACACGAUUUACGCAACCACCACCAGCUCCACGACGGUGGAAGGUUCAUUGCUUCGGGUGCAGGGUUUACGCCGACCACACGAGGCCCAGAGUACUCGUCCAGGUACUCAUCCGACUAUUCUGAUCGACAUGUAUAUUCGUCUAGACAGCGGUACGCGCCGACACCUCUCGGAUCGUCAUAUUCCCCGGACUCGCGUGUCCAUGAGCAGUCACAUUAUCACUAA
This is a messenger RNA of Peronospora farinosa, 9768 nucleotides long. The record is from the annotation of a GenBank genome assembly. Lineage: Eukaryota; Oomycota; Peronosporomycetes; Peronosporales; Peronosporaceae.